Messenger RNA from Patiria miniata (bat star), 342 nucleotides. RefSeq lists its product as uncharacterized. NCBI's taxonomy places the organism in Eukaryota, Metazoa, Echinodermata, Asteroidea, Valvatida, Asterinidae. The coding region runs from base 1 to 342 and encodes 113 amino acids. The record is from RefSeq and is a predicted model, not a curated record. The transcript has 3 exons.
AUGUUGCGGUUCGUGGCAAUUGUGUCAUUCUUUGCAACCAUCAGUGUUCUAGUAUUCAUGGACUGUGUGGAGAGCAAGGCGAGGGUUUGUUUCUUCGGUCAACCACCGGAGCUGGAUGCAGCAGACAUGCACCAAUGGAUGGCACAGUUCAUGGAGUUAGUACGGAAAAGAUGCCCGAGACAAUGCAGUGAUGAUACUGCGAAUGUAGAUACUUGUCAGCGACUGGGUCUUGAAGACGGCACCAUUCCUGAUGAGCGUAUCCGAGCAUCAAGUGAUGGUGACUUUCAUCCUGCCGCCAUGGCACGACUGAAUGGCCCGUCGUAUUGGAGUCCGUCAUACUAG